CCACGUUAAAUUAUUGUCUCAAUUUCUUUAUUGCUUCCAUUUGUGUGGGAUUGUGGUGCUCGAAAUUCCCAACAAGUGGUAUCAAAGCUGUUUGUAGAGCUCUUGGUGUUGUGGCGAAAUGGAAGCUGAAGCCAUGAAGUAUUCAAUUGAGCUGUUUGACGGCAAGAAUGACUUUGCUUUAUGGCAAAGCACUGUGAAGGAUGUCCUUACUUGUCAAGGACUUGACGCAGCUCUAGAAGAGACCAAGCCAGCUAAGAUGAAGGAUAGUGAUUGGAGUACUAUCCAGAAGAAGGCAACAAGUCAAAUUCGGUUGGCGAAAUACAACGUCUUUUCAGAGACUACUCCAAUAGGCAUGUGGAAGAAGCUUGAAAAGAUAUAUGCUUCAAAAUCUUUAACCAAUCGGCUGUAUUUAAAGAUGGAGCUAUAUCAAUUGAAGAUGGCAGAAGGCACAAAUAUUCAUAAGCACUUAUCUGAUUUCAACAUGAUGGUGACACAAGUAGUGAAUGCUGGAGACAUUCUAGAAGAAGAGGAGAAGGGUUUGCUUUUACUUGCAUCCUUGCCAAAGUCUUACAAGUCCCUAGUGCAGAGCAUGCUAGUGGGUAAGACUACUUUGGUGAUGAAAUAUGUCACAUCCAUGUUGUUGGAGAAUGAUAAGUUUCUUGGGGAGGAUGAUGGUGCCAAUCAAACUAAUGCUUUGGUGAUGGAGCACUCUCAGGGAAGAUCCAAUGGACGUGGAGAAAUCAAGGGCAAGGGGGAGGCUAAUAUUGUUGAAGAAAAUGUGGUUGAAGUAUUAGCUUGUGAAGAGUGUGAUCCUGAGGUGGAGCAAAACAAUCAAAGGUGGAUUUUGGACUCCGCUGCAACUAUGCAUGUGUGCAAUAAUCCUUCGGAAUUUGUGAGUUUGGUUCGGGGGGAGCUUGGCAAAAUAACAGUGGCUACCGACGAGAAGGUGAAUAUUGAAGGCAUGGGAGAUGUUCGUCUCAAUGUUCACAAUGGGAGAGCCAAGAUUCUCAAGAAUGUGAGAUAUGUGCCCAAGUGUUCAAGCAAUAUUAUUGCUUUGAGUGAGUUGACAACACGAGGGUGCAAGUAUGUCAGAAAGCAAGAAUGGUGCAAGGUCUACAAAGGUGGGAGACUUGUUCUACGUGGAAGGAAGAACAAGCAGAACAUCUAUUUGCUUGAGCAACAUCUCGAGAGAGGGCUUAACAAGAUCAUGAGGAAGAUGGUGUGGAAGCCUAAAGGGAUCUUGGUAGACGGCAAGGAAAUUAAUAAGACCAAGAAGAAGGUGAGCUUUAGCAAUGAAGUAGUGUUUGAUGAUGGUUCGAGGAGGUGCGAUUUUCCCUCGGAUCAUAUCUUAGUUCAAAAUUAAUUUCUGUAAUGCUCCUACUGUAGGUUUGUCCUAUCCUAUACUAGGAGGAAGCUCUCAAAAAUAGGACACCAUGAUGAAGUGUUCCUAAGCAGGGGGAGCAAAAUUAUGGAAUGUUGAAGUGUAUGGAGUCAUGGUUGGUUUCUUCUCCCAUAGGGUUGGAAGGGGAGAUUGUUGGAAGAAAGUCCAACCCCAUGUAUGAACACAUGGACUUUCCAUGUGGAAGUUUGCUUCACUGGCCUAUAAGCCAAUUGUGGGCUAGAUUACUUUGUUGAAAUCAUGCAAGAUUGCAUGUUGACUCAUUUAAUGAGCAAAGAAAAUCAUGGAUGGGUGGUAAUGAAGCAAAGAAAAAUGGUGCAUGGGUGGUUGGGAUUUUUCACUAUAAAUACCCAGGCAUGCAAAGGCAAUGGACAAGCAAGAGUAGGAGAAAGCAAGAGAAAUUGAGUGAGAGCUCUUGUGAGAGAAAAGAAAGAGAUAAAUUGUGAGAAAUCCUUGCGUAGAUUAAGAGGGAGUAUUAGGGAGAAUUUGGGAGUUUCUAUACAUUGAAGCUAGGGUGUUGAGUGCUUCUUGAGUGAGAGAGCUUUUAAAUUAUUGUACUUUUUUUCUUAAUAGUGGAUUUAUUUUUCUCUUUCCCGUGGACGUAGACUUGUUGAGAGGUGUACAAGUCAAACCAUGUUAAAUUAUUGUCGCAAUUUCUUUAUCCUUCUGUUUGUGUGGGAUUGUAGUGCUCGAAAUUCCCAACAAGUAUGCUCAUGACUGCAAUUCUUCAUGUGUUGUGCUGAUCCUAUCAUUUUGCAUCUCUCUCUUCCCCUCUUCCUCCCUUCCAUAGAUUUUUAUUUUUUUUUAAUGAGUAACAAUUGAGUCAGCUUCCAAUGUGCCUUUUCUGUUUGGACAGUCAGGUAAAAAAA
Messenger RNA from Rubroshorea leprosula, 2268 nucleotides. The record is from the annotation of a GenBank genome assembly. Lineage: Eukaryota; Viridiplantae; Streptophyta; Magnoliopsida; Malvales; Dipterocarpaceae.